AUGCGUUUCACGGCUAUUGCAACCGCUGCCAGUGGCGUCGGUGUCGCCCUCUCGAGUUCGAUACUCCUCUCGGGCGGAACCAUCAUCGCAUUUGACGAAGAAGCCCGAGCCCUGGAUGUGAUCCGUGGCGGGUCGCUUCUAGUCACCGACGACCGCAUCGCGGCGCUCUAUGAGACAGGGAAGCCUAAGGACUUGCCUGCAGACACCGAGAUCGUCGACUGCACACACAAGAUCAUCUCGCCGGGCUUUGUCGAUUCCCACCGACAUGGCUGGCAGACGGCAAUGAGGACGAUGGCCUCCAACACCACUCUACCAGACUACCUCAUGCGCUAUGUUGGCCCGGCCGCCGCAGCCAUCUACACAGCUGAAGAUGUGUACAUCGGGCAACUUGUGGGCCUCCUGGAGGCCUUGAACGCCGGUGUCACGACGACGCUUGAUCACGCCCACCAUACCUGGACCAAGGGUCAUUCUCAGGCUGGACUCGAUGCAUCCAUAGACAGCGGUGCUAGAGUAUACUGGAAUCAUAAUUUCGCGGGCAUGGGCGACUAUGGCAUCCCGGAUCAGAUUGCAGACUUCAGAGAAUGGGUGACGACCAGGGCCACCGCCGACAGCCUCACCACCAUCGCUGCCGCCUACGACUCUUGGACCGUUGCGCCGCCAGAGGACACGCGUGCAGUCGUUGACGUGAUCAAGGAAUUGAAGAUACCAGUCUUGACGACACAUUGGAUGGGAGGCGUCUGGGGCCUUGACAACUCGCCAGCCCUGCUGCACUCUUUGGACAUUCUAAACACGAGCACUGCCGUAGUCUUUUCCCAUGCUGUGGCCUUAGACCCAAUCGCAGCAGACUUGCUCACGGCGACUAACCAAUUCAUCUCCAUCACGCCCGAAUCAGAGAUGCACUACGGCCAUUCCCACUUCAACUCACACAUGGUCCAGGACCAAGCGGCGCUCGGUAUCGACACGCACUUCACCUUUUCCACCGACAUGUUGACGCAGGCGCGCAUGUGGCUCCAGCGGGUACGCUCCCGGCUGUUUGACGAGGUUAUCACCAGGUGGAAGGUCCCCUCCAACAACCCCAUGUCGGCGAACCAGGCCUUCCUCAUGGCCACUCGACAGGGCGCGCUCUCUCUGCGACGGCCCGACCUGGGUGUGAUCAAGGUCGGCGCCAAGGCCGACCUGGUCGUCUUCGACGGGCGCACCCCUGGGAUGCUCGGCUGGGCCGAUCCCGUGGCGGCAGUGAUGCUCCACGCCAACGUCGGCGACAUUGUGCACGUCAUCGUGGACGGCCAGUUCAAGAAACGCGGCGGCAAGCUGACGUUUGAGAAGUACGACGACGUGGUCGACCGGUUCCUGGCCAGCGCCGAGAAGCUGCAGCGAUUGGUCGGCGAGAAGCCGGCGCCCGUUCUCGAGGGCAAGUGGUUCGGCAGGGACGCCGAGUAUGGCCAUGCCGAUGAGGUUGAUGUCAUCCGGGGCCCUGGUACGGGCUAUGGGGGGCUCUUCUUGGACACGAGCGAUAAAUCACGCCAUGGUCCCGAAUAUGCUUCGGUCAGAGGUGAUGGAAAGGAUGAACUCUGA
Molecule: messenger RNA, 1575 nt
Organism: Anthostomella pinea
Lineage: Eukaryota; Fungi; Ascomycota; Sordariomycetes; Xylariales; Xylariaceae
Source: the annotation of a GenBank genome assembly